Messenger RNA from Moneuplotes crassus, 919 nucleotides. The record is from the annotation of a GenBank genome assembly. Lineage: Eukaryota; Ciliophora; Spirotrichea; Euplotida; Euplotidae.
UCUUUAACAUAUUUUAAAGUAAAAUGCCAAUCACUAAGAAAAGCAAAAUGCUGACAAGAUCAAGAAGUAAAGGCAAAGAACCCAAGAAAUCUCUACAGAAAGAAAUAACAAUAAAAAUCCAGUCAAAAUCCAAGCCAAAGCCCAAACAAAAACCCAAAACCAAGACCAAGUCCAAGUCCAAACCCAAACCCACCUCCAAGCCAAAUCCCCCCUCCAAGGCAAACCCUCAUCCUAAGCCAACCCCCAAACCCAAGCCAAAGUCCAAACGAGCAGCCCUUUCAUCCGAAGACGCUAAGAAGAGGAAACAAAGAAUUGACCUAUGAAGAAAAAGACGUAAAGAGAAUGAAGAUAAGAAACUAGAUGACCUGUUUGACUCCAAGAUUAGGCAACUUACAUCGACUCAUAGUCAUAAUACAAGGGUGAAGCAGAGAUUGGGCAUGAUAGAGGAUGGUCAGAAUAAGAAGAGAGAGCAGAAGGCCAAGGGGAAGAAAGAGCAAAUUAAAGAGGAGGAAGAUUGAAGAGAGUCAUUCUGUCAGAAGAGUGUAGAGGAGAUCGAUGAUAUGAAUCAGAAAAAAAUCGGUUUCUGGGUGACUGGACCAAUAAGAGAAACACCCACACCAAAUUCCUCAUCAGAAACCCCAUUUUUCACUUACUCCCAAACCCAAGACUACCAACCCCACCAACCCCACCCUAACAAAACCUUCAAAACCACUUCCACCCAAACCCCUCCUCCCCUUACCACCCCACCUAUCUCUCCCAACCCUCAACCACACCUCUCCUUCCCCCAGAUUCCUCCAAAGCCACUUUGCCAAACUCCCCAAAAAGUUAAUAUAAAGCCCUUCGUCCAUAUCACAAGCAGGACAGUCCAAGCCUAGCCUGAAGAGAGGCUUUAUCAGAGGAGGGAGCAGAAAAGAGUAAU